Cucurbita pepo subsp. pepo (vegetable marrow) is the source of this 1125-nucleotide messenger RNA. RefSeq names its product zinc finger protein CONSTANS-LIKE 4-like. Gene Ontology annotation, molecular function: DNA-binding transcription factor activity; protein binding; zinc ion binding. NCBI's taxonomy places the organism in Eukaryota, Viridiplantae, Streptophyta, Magnoliopsida, Cucurbitales, Cucurbitaceae. Gene Ontology annotation, cellular component: nucleus. The record is from RefSeq and is a predicted model, not a curated record. Gene Ontology annotation, biological process: regulation of flower development.
CUGAGAGAGAGAAAGAGAGAGAGAGAGAGAGAGAGAUUACAUACCAUUUUCUGCAGUUUUCCGCCAUUGAAGUAUGGCUUCAAAGCUUUGUGAUUCCUGUAAGGUGGCCGCUGCCACUCUCUUCUGCCGAGCUGACUCUGCCUUUCUUUGCCUUGGCUGCGACUCCAAAGUCCAUGCAGCCAACAAGCUUGCUUCCCGCCAUGCGCGCGUAUGGCUUUGUGAAGUCUGUGAGCAAGCUCCUGCUCAUGUUACCUGUAAGGCCGACGCUGCUGCUCUCUGCAUCACUUGCGACCACGAUAUCCACUCUGCCAAUCCCCUCGCUCGCCGUCAUGAGCGAGUUCCUGUCACGCCUUUCUACGACUCUUCCAACUCCGACAACUCUCUCGCCGUUAAGCCUGCUGCUGCAAUCAACUUCCUAGAUGAUCGUUAUUUCUCCAAUGUCAACACUGACGCCGCCGAAGAGGCCGAAGCUGCUUCCUGGCUUCUUCCAAACCCUAACCCUAAGCCAAUCGAAAAUACAGAUCUGAACUCGGGGAAGUUAGAGUUUCUAGAAAUGGAUCCUUACUUAGAUCUGGAUUACGACCGCGUAGAUCCGAAAUUAGAAGUGCGAGAGCAUAACAGCUCCGCCGCCGAUGGAGUCGUUCCGGUUCAGAGCAAAGGCGUCGAUCUCUCAUCGGUAAACGAUCGUAGCUUCGGCAUCGACUUCCCCUGCGCUAAAUCGUUCCCGUACAGUUACAAUCCUCAGUCAAUCAGUCACAGUGUAUCAUCCUCGUCGAUCGAGGUCGGAGUCGUUCCGGAGGGGAACACGAUAACGGAGAUAUCGAAUCCGUACACGAAACCGUCGACGGAAUCGACUGUUCCACCGCUGCAAAUCUCGCCGGCAGAUCGAGAGGCGAGAGUGUUGAGGUACAGAGAGAAGAGGAAGAACAGAAAGUUCGAGAAGACGAUUCGAUACGCAUCUCGUAAGGCCUACGCCGAGACGAGACCACGAAUCAAGGGACGAUUCGCCAAACGGACGGAUAUCGAGUUGGAAGCCGACCGAGUGAGUGGAUACGGCGUCGUUCCGUCGUUCUAAGUUUGAAUAUUUAAUAAAAUAAUAAUUAAUUAAAAAAUAGUUCGUGUAAA